AGGUAGAAAGUGUGUGUGAGCUGAUGUGAAUUGAGCAGCAUGGAUCAGUGUGAGGACAGAGAGGAGGGAGUCCCUCCCUCUAAAAGCACUCUGUGUGGGGAACAUGAGAGCCAGUGGUUCCUCCACAGAGUGGACCAGGAGAGCUCAGAGGUUCUCAGUGAUCACUCUGUCCAGCAUCAUCAAACACACCUGGACUCCAUAUUUAUGCUGCUGGAGGACAACAUCAUCACUUUUGUGAAGAACGAGCUGAAGAAGAUCCAGAAGGUUUUGAGUCCAGAUUACCCAGAAUGCGUAGAGAGUCAUCGUGAGGAUGAUGAACAGAGGAGCACCAGAGAGGCAUUUAUAAAGAUCACAAUGAACUUCCUGAGGAGAAUGAAGCAGGAGGAGGUGGCUGACCGCCUGAAGAGCAAAUGUGUUGUUUCAGUUUGUCAACGCGAACUUAAAUCUGCACUGAAGAAGAAGUUCCAGUGUGUGUUUGAGGGCAUCGCUAAAGCAGGAAACCCAACCCUUCUGAAUCAGAUCUACACAGAGCUCUACAUCACAGAGGGAGGGACUGCAGAGGUCAAUGAUGAACAUGAGGUCAGACAGAUUGAAACAGCAUCCAGGAAAACAGACAGACCAGAAACAACAAUCAGACAAGAAGACAUCUUUAAAGUCUCACCUGGAAGAGAUGAACCAAUCAGAAUAGUGCUGACAAAGGGAGUGGCUGGCAUUGGGAAAACAGUCUUAACACAGAAAUACACCCUGGACUGGGCUGAAGACAAAGCCAACCAGGACAUCCAGUUCAUAUUUCCAUUCACUUUCAGAGAGCUGAAUAUGCUGAAAGAGGAAAAGUUCAGCUUGGUGGAACUUGUUCAUCAUUUCUUUACUGAAACCAAAGAAGCAGGAAUCUGCAGCUUUGAAGACUUCCAGGUUGUGUUCAUCUUUGAUGGUCUGGAUGAGUGUCGACUUCCUCUGGACUUCCACAAAACUACAAUCCUAACUGACCCUAGAAAGUCCACCUCAGUGGAUGUGCUGCUGAUAAACCUCAUCAGGGGGAAGCUGCUUCCCUCUGCUCGCCUCUGGAUAACUACACGUCCUGCAGCAGCCAAUCAGAUUCCUCCUGUCUGUGUUGGCAUGGUGACAGAGAUCAGAGGAUUCACUGAGCGACAGAUGAAGAAGUACUUUAAGAAGAGAUUCAGAGGAGAAAAGCUAGCCAGCACCAUCACCUUCCACAUGAAGACAUCACGAAGCCUCCACAUCAUGUGCCACAUCCCAGUCUUCUGCUGGAUCACUGCUACAGUUCUUGAGGAUGUGCUGGAAACCAGAGAGGAAGGACAGCUGCCCAAGACCCUGACUGAGAUGUACAUCCACUUCCUGGUGGUUCAGGCCAAAGUGAAGAAGGUCAAGUAUGAUGGAGGAGCUGAGACAGAUCCACACUGGAGUCCAGAGAGCAGGAAGAUGAUUGAGUCUCUGGGAAAACUGGCUUUUGAUCAGCUGCAGAAAGGAAACCUGAUCUUCUAUGAAUCAGACCUGACAGAGUGUGGCAUCGAUAUCAGAGCAGCCUCAGUGUACUCAGGAGUGUUCACACAGAUCUUUAAAGAGGAGAGAGGACUGUACCAGGACAAGGUGUUCUGCUUCAUCCAUCUGAGUGUUCAGGAGUUUCUGGCUGCUCUUCAUGUCCAUCUGAUCUUCAUCAAGUCUGGACUCAAUCUGCUGGAAGAACAACAGAAGACCGCUAUAUGGUCUAAAUUGUUUGCAAAAAAGGAGUCAAGAGAAGUGGAAUCUGCAUUGACAUUUUUCUACCAGAGUGCAGUGGACAAGGCCUUACAGAGUUCAAAUGGACACCUGGACUUGCUCCUCCGUUUCCUCCUGGGUCUUUCACUGCAAACCAAUCAGACUCUUCUACAAGGCCUGCUGACACAGAAAGGAAGUAGCUCAAAUUCUCAUCAGAAAACAGUUCAGUACAUCAAGGAGAAGCUCAAUGAGACUCUGUCUGUAGAGAAAAGCAUCAUUCUGUUCCACUGUCUGAAUGAACUGAAUGAUCAUUCUCUAGUGCAGGAGAUCAGACAGUACUUGAGUUUAGGAAGUCUCUCCACAAAUAAACUGUCUCCUGCUCAGUGGUCAGCUCUGGUCUUCAUCUUACUGUCAUCAGAAAAAGAUCUGGAUGUGUUUGACCUGAAGAAAUACUCUGCUUCAGAGGAGGCUCUUCUGAGGCUGCUGCCAGUGGUCAAAGCCUCCCACAAAGCUGUAAUGAGUAUCUGCAACCUUUCAGAGAGAAGCUGUGAAGCUCUGUCCUCAGUUCUAGGCUCCCAGUUUUCUAGUGUCAGAGAGCUGGACCUAAGUAACAGUGAUCUCCAGGAUUCAGGAGUGAAGCUUCUAUCUGCUGGACUGGAAAGUGCACACUGUACACUGGAAACUCUCAGUCUGUCAGGCUGUCUGAUCACAGAGAAAGGCUGUAAUUCUCUGGCUUCAGCUCUGAGCUCCAACCCCUCCCAUCUGAGAGAGCUGGACCUGAGCUACAAUUAUCCAGGAGGCUCAGGAUUGAAGCUGCUGUUGGCUGGACUGAAGGAUCCAAGUUGGAGACUGGACACUCUCAGGGUGGAGCCUGCUGGAGUCCAAUGGUUGACACCAGGUCUGAGGAAGUAUUCCUGUCAACUCACAAUCGACACAAACACAGUACACACAAACCUCCAACUGUCUGACAACAACAGGAAGGUGGCACGUGUGAUCGAGGUUCAGUCAUAUCCCUAUCAUCCAGACAGAUUUGAUUAUGAACCUCAACUGCUGUGUAGAAAUGGUCUGACUGGUCGCUGUUACUGGGAGGUUGAAUGGAGAGGAGAGGUCCAAAUAUCAGUGAGUUACAGAAGAAUCAGAAGGAAAGGAAACAGUGAUGACUGUGUGUUUGGAUACAACGAGAAGUCCUGGAGUCUGUACUGCUCUGAUGAUGGUCCUCGUUCUGUGUGGCACAAUAACAAAAACACACCUAUUUCCUCCAUCUCCUCCUCCUCCUUUGUCUCUAACAGAGUAGCAGUGUAUGUGGAUCAUCCUGCUGGCACUCUGUCCUUCUACAGAGUCUCCUCUGACACUCUGAUCCACCUCCACACCUUCAACACCACAUUCACUCUAAAACUUUAUCCUGGGUUUUUUAUCUGGUCUCGUUCGUCAGUGUAUCUGUGCUGA
Pelmatolapia mariae (spotted tilapia) is the source of this 3162-nucleotide messenger RNA. RefSeq names its product NACHT, LRR and PYD domains-containing protein 12-like. The record is from RefSeq and is a predicted model, not a curated record. The transcript has 8 exons. Gene Ontology annotation, biological process: intracellular signal transduction. The coding region runs from base 40 to 3162 and encodes 1040 amino acids. Gene Ontology annotation, molecular function: protein binding. Lineage: Eukaryota; Metazoa; Chordata; Actinopteri; Cichliformes; Cichlidae.